This is a messenger RNA of Eptesicus fuscus (big brown bat), 1138 nucleotides long. RefSeq names its product clathrin light chain B (gene CLTB). The record is from RefSeq and is a predicted model, not a curated record. Gene Ontology annotation, biological process: clathrin-dependent endocytosis; clathrin coat assembly; intracellular protein transport. NCBI's taxonomy places the organism in Eukaryota, Metazoa, Chordata, Mammalia, Chiroptera, Vespertilionidae. The coding region runs from base 186 to 875 and encodes 229 amino acids. Gene Ontology annotation, molecular function: structural molecule activity; clathrin heavy chain binding. The transcript has 6 exons. Gene Ontology annotation, cellular component: clathrin coat of trans-Golgi network vesicle; plasma membrane; clathrin coat of coated pit.
CGCGCCGCGGUGACAGGGAGCCGGAGCCGGCGGGCGCGGAGAGGAAGGGCGGGCGGUGCGCGGGCGCUCUCCGCCGAGGUCCGCCAGCUGCUCCGGUGACAGGUCGCGGCCGCCGGGCGCAGCGCCGGGCACGCGCCGGGCAGAGCCGAGCGCCAGGCGGACGCCCCAGCAGAGACGCGGGGAAAAUGGCUGAUGACUUUGGUUUCUUCUCGGCUUCGGAGAGCGGGGCCCCCGAGGCGGCCGAGGAGGACCCGGCGGCCGCCUUCCUGGCCCAGCAGGAGAGUGAGAUCGCGGUCAUAGAGAACGACGAGGGCUUCGGGGCACCUGCGGGCGGCGCGGCGGCCCUCGCGCAGCCGGGACCCGCGAGUGGGGCUGGUCCUGAGGACAUGGGGACCACGAUCAAUGGAGAUGUGUUUCAGGAGGCUAACGGCCCCGCUGACGGCUAUGCUGCCAUUGCCCAGGUUGACAGGCUGACACAGGAACCCGAGAGCAUCCGCAAAUGGAGAGAGGAGCAGAGGAAACGGCUGCAAGAGCUGGAUGCUGCCUCCAAGGUGACAGAACAGGAGUGGCGGGAGAAGGCCAAGAAGGACCUGGAGGAGUGGAACCAGCGCCAGAGUGAACAAGUGGAAAAGAACAAGAUCAACAACCGGAUCGCUGACAAAGCAUUCUACCAGCAGCCAGAUGCUGAUAUCAUCGGCUACGUGGCAUCUGAGGAGGCUUUCGUGAAGGAAUCCAAGGAGGAAACCCCAGGCACAGAGUGGGAGAAAGUGGCCCAGCUGUGUGACUUCAACCCCAAGAGCAGCAAACAGUGCAAAGACGUGUCCCGCCUGCGUUCUGUGCUCAUGUCCCUGAAGCAGACACCGCUGUCCCGCUAGGUGCCUGCCACCAGCAUGGCCACAGGGCGUGGGCAGGGUCAGGGCAGAGGAGCAGCUGCUUCGGGCAGGAGGGUGAAAUGCCUCCGGCAGCUGCUCCACACAGCGUAUUCCCUUCCUCCCCAUCUCCCAGGGCUGGGAAGGGAACACUCGCCCCUCUCACCCUCGUUCCCUCUUGGCCCUAAGUCCCAGCCCCUCACACCGCCUCAAAAUUGUGACUGUCCCUCUGAUGUAUUUUUUUCUUGACUUAAAGGGUGUGUUGCUAA